AUGGACAUUGGUGAUUUUGAUGAACUGGUCCAUCUACUUGCUCCGAUUUUGCAUAAGCAAGAUACCAACAUGACAGAAUGCAUAAAACUAGAGGAAAUGUGUUGUAUCACAUUAAGAUAUCUUGCAAGCGGUGAAUCAUUCAGAUCUUUAGAGUAUCAAUUCCGGAUCAGUAAGAAAGCAAUAUCUUAUAUAGUUCAGGAGGUGUGUAGUGCUAUCGCUAAAACUUUGGGAAAAAAUAACUUUAAAACACCGGAAACAACAGAAGAAUGGAUGGAAAUUGCAAAAAAAUUUUAUCAUCAAUGGAAUUUUUCAAAUGGAUUAGGUGGUGUCGACGGAAAACACAUUGCUAUACAGCAACCAAAAAACUCUGGCUCGGAUUAUAGAAACUACAAAGGAAGUGAUAGUGUCAUUUUGAUGGGAAUGAUUGGACCAGAAUACGAAUUCCUUUUCGCUGAUGUAGGGAUGAAUUGCAGAAAUUCAGAUGGCGGGAAUUGGUCCCAAAGUCACGCUUUAUGUCUUCUUUUGAAAACUUCCCAUCGAAUAGCUGUACUAGUUUUUCAUAAAGAGAACCCCUCAAAUUGCGAUCUCGGUACUCAGUCAGGUGGUGGUUCCAAAGCGAUGGGUUGGAAUUGA
Molecule: messenger RNA, 633 nt
Organism: Hydractinia symbiolongicarpus
Lineage: Eukaryota; Metazoa; Cnidaria; Hydrozoa; Anthoathecata; Hydractiniidae
Exons: 1
Coding region: 1-633 (210 amino acids)
Source: RefSeq, a predicted model, not a curated record